UGUAUUCAUCGCAUCAGGUGCCUUAGAAGUUGAGAUGGAGAUGUGCGUUCUCAAUGACUGUGGUGUUUGUGUACACCAUAGAAUAAUUCCUGGUAACUGAAGCAGAAAGCUCUCUAUAGAUAAAACCCAUAAACCCAGCCUCUCCACCAAGCCAAGAACACAGCUGCUUCGGCAGUCUGAGACUUCGCAAGAUUUCACUGUCUAUUGGUUCUUUGUCGCACCUGUUGUUGGUCUGCAAUGGAGCUUAGUCUCCAACACAGACCAAAUCCUCUUCUCCUUCCAUCUAAUUGUUUCAAUAGAAACUUACUAAAAUUCUUUCUUUUCAAGCCAGUACCCCUACAUUGGAAGCAAAGAGAAAGAAAUUCCCGCUCAAAACUGAUUGUCCGAGCUUCUGCUUCUGGUAAUGAAAAUGGGUCGGAGAGUUUCUCGUGGUCGAGGGUCAGGCAUUCGAUACGUCGAGGUUCCGAGAGAGUUUUGUCGAAUUUCGGAGAGUUGGUGAAGAAAGAAACCGGGUUUGAUUUAGAAGACGCCAAUGAAAAGGUGGUUGGGCUUCUGGGUCAGGUUAGGGACACGGCGAAGAAGGGUGAGAUCGUAUUUGAUCGGUUUAAGUUCGAAUGGGUCCCCAAGUUCAUUGACUGGAAUAAGUGGGAGCGGUGGAAGGAUGUCAAGAAUUGGGAACCUAAAAGAAUUGGUGCUUUGAUCUUCUAUAUCUUUGUUGUCAUAAUUUCAUGUCAAAGAGUGUAUGUGGCUUUAAAGACACCUCGUCUAGAUCGUCAAAGCAAGGAGGAGUUGACUGAGGCCUUUAUGGAAGCUUUGAUUCCUGAGCCAUCUCCAAGUAAUAUUAGGAAGUACAAGAAGAGUAUAUGGAGGAAAACAAUGCCCAAGGGCCUGAAAAUGAAGAAGUUCAUUGAAGGACCUGAUGGGGCACUUAUUCAUGACAGUUCCUAUGUUGGGGAAGAUGCAUGGGUUGAUGAUCCAGAGCCUACUCAAGAGAAAGUAAAACAAAUUAUUGACACUGAUAUAAAAUUGAACCCAGAGGAAAAGAAGGAACUGAAAAAAGACUUUGGAAUUUCAGGGGAGGAAAAAGAAAUUAGGGAAACAUGGCGUGAAAGGCUUCAUGCAUGGAGAGAAAUUCUCAGAAAGGAUAAGUUUGCUGAGCAAUUAGAUUUUUUAAGUGCUAAGUAUGUAGUUGACUUUGACUUGCAAGAAGUUGAGAAGAGUCUUCAGAAAGACGUGGUGGAAAAGCUGUCAAGUACACAAGGCACUAGGGCAUUGUGGAUUUCUAAAAGAUGGUGGCGCUACCGUCCAAAGCUUCCAUAUACUUAUUUUCUUCACAAACUUGAUUGUUCUGAGGUUGCUGCUGUUGUCUUUUCUGAGGACCUCAAGAAAUUAUAUAUUACAAUGAAAGAAGGGUUCCCUUUAGAAUAUGUUGUUGAUAUUCCCCUUGAUCCAUACUUGUUUGAAAUUAUCACGAGUUCUGGAGUAGAGGUGGAUCUCCUUCAGAAGCGGCAAAUCAAUUAUUUUCUUCGUGUUGUUGUUGCAUUGAUUCCUGGAAUACUGAUCCUGUGGCUUAUUAGGGAGUCUGUGAUGCUCUUACAUGUCACAUCAAGGCGUUACCUCUACAAGAAAUAUAACCAACUCUUUGAUAUGGCUUAUGCGGAAAACUUUAUCCUGCCAGAAGGAGAUUCUGGAGAAACAAAAUCCAUGUAUAAAGAAGUAGUAUUAGGCGGUGACGUUUGGGAUCUGCUGGAUGAGUUGAUGAUUUAUAUGGGAAACCCCAUGCAGUACUAUGAGAAAGAAGUCAAAUUUGUUCGGGGUGUUCUUUUAUCUGGGCCACCUGGAACAGGCAAAACACUUUUUGCAAGGACACUUGCAAAGGAGAGUGGAAUGCCUUUUGUUUUUGCUUCCGGUGCAGAGUUCACUGAUAGUGAAAAAAGUGGUGCAGCAAGGAUUAAUGAAAUAUUUUCUAUUGCAAGGAGAAAUGCACCAUCAUUUGUAUUUGUAGAUGAAAUUGAUGCUAUUGCUGGAAGGCAUGCAAGAAAGGAUCCGCGAAGGCGAGCAACAUUUGAAGCACUGAUUUCACAGCUUGAUGGAGAUAAAGAGAAAACUGGCAUAGAUCGAUUUUCACUACGACAAGCUGUAAUUUUUCUCUGUGCAACAAAUAGACCAGAUGAACUAGACCUGGAGUUUGUCCGUCCUGGGCGUAUUGAUCGUCGUCUAUAUAUUGGUUUACCUGAUGCCAAGCAGCGGGUGCAAAUUUUUGGUGUACAUAGUGCUGGAAAACAAUUUUCUGAGGAUGUGGACUUUGGGAAGCUUGUUUUCCGUACUGUUGGUUAUUCUGGGGCAGAUAUUCGAAAUCUUGUUAAUGAAGCAGGAAUAAUGUCUGUGAGGAAGGGUCACUCCAAGAUCUUUCAAGAGGAUAUUAUUGAUGUGUUGGAUAAACAAUUGCUUGAGGGUAUGGGUGUAUUACUUACAGAGGAAGAACAGCAGAAAUGUGAAGAGAGUGUAUCAUUUGAAAAGAAGAGAUUGCUAGCUGUACAUGAAGCUGGUCAUAUAUUAUUAGCUCACUUGUUUCCUCGAUUUGAUUGGCAUGCAUUCUCCCAAUUGCUACCUGGUGGCAAGGAAACUGCAAUAUCUGUGUUCUAUCCUAGAGAAGAUAUGGUAGAUCAAGGCUAUACAACCUUUGGUUACAUGAAGAUGCAAAUGGUAGUAGCACAUGGUGGUCGUUGUGCUGAACGUAUUGUGUUUGGGGAUGACAUCACUGAUGGAGGAAGUGAUGAUCUGGAGAAGAUUACUAAAAUUGCAAGAGAGAUGGUUAUCAGCCCUAGGAAUUCGAGAUUGGGGCUUACAACAUUGACAAAAAGGGUUGGUUUAAUGGAUCGACCGGAUAGUCCUGAUGGCGAGAUGAUAAAGUAUAAGUGGGAUGAUCCUGAUGUGAUUCCAGCAGACAUGACAGUUGAAGUGUCUGAAUUAUUUACUCGCGAACUUACAAGGUACAUUGAAGAGACAGAAGAAUUUGCAAUGAAUGGUUUAAAGCAGAACAGGCAUAUCUUGGAUAUGAUUGCCAGGGAACUUGUAGAAAAAUCAAGGAUAACUGGAUUGGAAGUAGAGGAAAGGAUGAAGGAAAUGUCUCCAACAAUGUUCGAGGAUUUUGUACAACCAUUCCAGAUAAAUUUAGAAGAGGAUGGACGACUGCCUCAUAAUGACAGAUUGCGCUAUCAGCCAUUGGAUAUAUAUCCUGCACCACUUCACAGGUGUUGAAAAUUCAGAAAUUUCGUAGCCUUCUCAACUUCCGGGAUGUACAUCAUGACAUAUCUUCCAUUGCCAACAAAAAGAAAAAUGGUGAUUGUUAGUCUAUGACAAAGGAAGUCAGUAGUCACAGGGUAGUCACUGCUGCAUUGCCUGAAAUUGAUACUAAAUGAAGCUAUAGGAGCACAUACUGCAGAGACUUCACCAACUGUGGACAGAGCUAAGGUAGAGAUGGCUGUUGUAAAUUGGUUGUGCCUGAAUUUUCCAUUGCCCAGGCAUGCUUAUGGAUUUCUCCACUAUAGUCCUUUUUUUCUUUGUGAAAUGAGGUUUUCAAAUUAGUAGACCCAAAGAUUCUGGCUCAUUGACUAAUUUUAACCAUCAAGAUUAUGUAAAAUAUUCCAGAAGUUCUUUUUAUUAUUACAGGUUCCUAUUAAAAUAAA
Molecule: messenger RNA, 3689 nt
Organism: Nelumbo nucifera (sacred lotus)
Lineage: Eukaryota; Viridiplantae; Streptophyta; Magnoliopsida; Proteales; Nelumbonaceae
Gene: FTSH12
Product: FTSH protease 12
Biological process (GO): mitochondrial protein processing; embryo development ending in seed dormancy
Cellular component (GO): chloroplast thylakoid membrane; m-AAA complex
Molecular function (GO): metalloendopeptidase activity; ATP binding; ATP-dependent peptidase activity
Source: RefSeq, a predicted model, not a curated record